Synchiropus splendidus (mandarinfish) is the source of this 2609-nucleotide messenger RNA. It is a transcript of the gene p4ha2, whose product is annotated as procollagen-proline, 2-oxoglutarate 4-dioxygenase (proline 4-hydroxylase), alpha polypeptide 2. Gene Ontology annotation, molecular function: L-ascorbic acid binding; iron ion binding; protein binding. Lineage: Eukaryota; Metazoa; Chordata; Actinopteri; Syngnathiformes; Callionymidae. Gene Ontology annotation, biological process: peptidyl-proline hydroxylation to 4-hydroxy-L-proline. Gene Ontology annotation, cellular component: endoplasmic reticulum. The transcript is spliced from 19 exons. Bases 369 to 2189 code for a protein of 606 amino acids. The record is from RefSeq and is a predicted model, not a curated record.
GACUUCUGGUCUCCGACUGGAGGCGUGGGUUCGAAUCCCACUUCUGACACAUCGACUUUUACCGAUCUACAAAGACGUCACAGAAAAUCCCUGGAAAGUUUUUGUUGUGAGGCUGGACUGCGACACGAACCGGCGGUUUGUGAAAGACGAAACCCCCAGGGAGAAGGGCCGAGCAGCGUGACGGUGUGCGGCGUGUUGGGCAUGACGACAGCGGGCAACAGGUUGCUGACAGGCGGUGUGAAGCGGGAAAUAUCCGCAGCUCCUCGGCUGAGAAAACAGACGUUUAAAUACGGAGGCUGCCUCUGACGCGAGCAGACGGGGGCCCAUGCCCGCCUUCAGCUGCCGCUGAGAGGGAGGGGACAGCGAAGAUGGCCGGGGGGAGAGGGCGCCAUUCAAACGGUAUCAGCGCAGCCACGACGGACAGUGCGCCCUUUGUCUGGCGCUGGAAGUUUCCGACCAGCGGAACACAAACAAACGAGUCCGGUGGGCAAACGUUGUUGACAAGACUAUUCAGAAUGAGGAUGUUCUUCAUCGUCAUCUGCGCUCACCUAUGCGGCUCUUUCUGGACGACGCACGCAGAGGUCUUCACAUCCAUUGGUCAGAUGACGGACCUGAUCCACACGGAACAGGAGCUGGUCCUGUCUUUAAAAGAGUACAUCAAAGCUGAAGAGUCCAAACUCAGCGCCAUCAAAAGCUGGGCGACCCGGCUGGAUGAGCUGACCCGACUGUCGACCUCUGACCCCGAAGGCUACCUGGCCCAUCCUGUCAAUGCCUACAAGCUGAUGAAGAGGCUGAACACCGAGUGGUCCGAACUGGAAAGUCUGGUGCUCCAGACUCCCUCAGAUGGCUUCAUUUCCAACAUGUCCAUCCACAGACAGUUCUUCCCAGACGAGGAGGACCAGACGGGCGCAGCCAAAGCCUUGAUGCGCCUUCAGGACACGUACCAACUGGACUCGGAGGCUUUUUCUCGAGGAAAGCUGCCAGGCGUCCACUCCAACGCCAUUCUGACUGUAGAUGACUGCUACGACAUGGGGAAAACAGCCUACAAUGAUGCUGACUAUUACCACGCUGUGCUGUGGAUGCAGCAGUCCCUAAAGCAGCUGGACGCUGGCGAGGAAGCUGUGAUCUCCAAGGCCGACCUCCUGGACUACCUCAGUUACUCUGUUUACCAAAUGGGAGAUCUGCCUCGAGCUGUGGAGCUCACGCGUCGCCUGGUGGCUAUCGAUCCUAGCCACGAGAGGGCGGGAGGAAACCUCAGGUACUUCGAGCGUCUGCUCCUGAAGCAGCGCAAUGAGCUGACUCAUCAAUCUGAUGAGCCUGCUUCUGAGGAGCCCAUCCAGCUGGGAACCUACACCCGACCCAAAGACCACCUGCCCGAGAGGGAGGUUUACGAGGCCCUCUGCCGAGGGGAGGGGCACAAGAUGACGGAAGCAAGGCGCAGCCGCUUGCAUUGCCGCUUCCACAAUGGUAACCAGAACGCCCGGCUGCUGCUGAAGCCCAUCAAGGAGGAGGACGAGUGGGACAACCCACACAUCGUACGCUACCUGGACAUUUUAUCUGAGGAUGAGAUCGAUCAAAUUAAAGAGCUGGCCAAACCCAGGCUUGCCAGGGCCACUGUGCGAGAUCCAAAAACGGGAGUCCUGACCACAGCCAACUACAGAGUCUCUAAAAGUGCUUGGUUAGAAGAAGACAACGGUCCAGUUGUCGCCAAGGUCAACCAGAGAAUUGAGGACAUCACAGGCCUUACUGUGGACACUGCUGAAUUACUACAGGUUGCUAACUACGGAGUAGGAGGGCAGUACGAGCCGCAUUACGACUUCUCCAGGCGUCCUUUUGACAGCAACCUCAAGGUCGUCGGAAAUCGACUCGCUACGUUCCUUAACUAUAAAGAUGAGCCAGAUGCUUUCAAAAGAUUAGGCACUGGAAAUCGUGUGGCAACUUUUUUGAACUAUAUGAGCGACGUCCAGGCCGGCGGUGCCACAGUCUUCCCGGACCUGGGAGCCGUGAUCUGGCCCAGAAAGGGGACGGCUGUGUUCUGGUACAAUAUUUUCAAGAGCGGCGAAGGAGACUACAGGACGAGACAUGCCGCCUGUCCGGUGCUAGUGGGAAGCAAAUGGGUGUCAAACAAGUGGAUUCAUGAGCGAGGACAAGAGUUCAGGAGGCCAUGUGGAUUGACGGAGGUGGACUGAGCUUCAAACAACUCCCGCUGACACACAAGCGCCCCACAGUGCCUUAAUCUCAACCAGGAAGGACCCCAAACUCUCUCUUCUGUGCUCAUUCGUGAGUGGAUCAACACAUUUUCAAUUUGAUUUAAAUGGGCUCCUCCUCCUUUCCUAAAGUAACGGCUGAAAUGUCUGGUGUGUUUGUCUUUCAACACACUCCAGGAGCACAAACGUGGCAGCUCAUCAAAUAUAUAUUGGCUUUUUUGUUUUGUUUUCACUCGACUCAACUUCACCCUACUUCAUAUGACAUGAAGUAGGCACGCUAACAUCUACAUCCCUCAUGUUCCAACAGAAUCCCUUAAUGUAUUUAUGUUUAAAUUAUUGCACUGUGACUGCUGCAUUGUGUGCCGCUCGAACAAAACUGAGAAUAAAAGUUGUUUUUGUUAA